CAGGGGGGACAGGGUCGGUACCAACUGAGGGUGAAGAGGGAACCAGGGGAGGGGGCUGGGAGGAAACCCCCCGGGGAGCCUGAGCUGGGCCAAACUCCACCCCAGAAUGGGUUAAAAUCCACCCCAAAAUGGGUCAAACCCCACCAUGAAACAGGUCAAAAAUUCGGCCUAAAAUGGGUCAAGAUUUCACCCGGAAACGGGUCAAAAUUCACCCGGAAACGGGUCAAAAUCCAUCCCAAAAUGGGUCCAAACUUCACCCCAACACAGGUCAGAAAUUACUCCAAAUCCAUCCUGUAAUUGAUUAGAAUUCCAUGAGAAAUGGGUCCAAAAUUCCCUCCCGAAAUCAAUCCAAAUCCAUCUCAAAAUGGGUCAAAAUCCAUCCCGAGACCCCAAAUGGGAUGAAAAUCCCCAAAUCUACCCUGAAACGGGUCAAAAUCCACCUGGGAACAGCUCCAAAAUCCAUCCUUGAAACGAGUCCAAAAUCCAUCCUGAAGUGGGUGAAAAAUCCCCAAAUCCACCCUGAAACAGGUCAAAAUCCACCUGGGAACGAGCCAACCCCCCCCUGGAGGCAGCUCCAAAAUCCAUCCUUGAAACGAGUCCAAAAUCCACCUUUUUUCCCCCCCAAAAAAAAAACCCGCUGGAAUUUGCUCCGUGGGCUCGUUCCUUUCCCGGGUUAUCGAUCCCUUCCCGUCAUCAUCCAAAAAAAAGGCGCCAGAUUUUCCUGGGAUAAACCUGGGGGGGGGAAUCCGGUGGGAUCCGACAUUCCAGGUGAUCCCAGUCCCUUCCCGAGCGGUGCUCCCCAUCCCAGUGAUCCGACUGGGAGGGCUCCCCGCGCGUCGGGAAUGGCCCCGUCUCCCGUCCCGGAUCCGUUAUCCCGGUUUUCCCCUCGGGAAGGCGCCGCCAUGUCCCUGUGCCAGCGGGGGAUGAAGCGGAGCCCGGGCGAGGCCAAGGGCUGUUCCUUCCCGGCCGGGCCCGGGCUCAAGGUGUUCCUGCACUGGAGCGGGGAGGAGGAGCGGGAACGCUGCCGGGUUUAUUCCCAGGGAUCCCUCAGCGCCGAGGAAAUCUGCAUCGACCUCGCCCGCGGGAUCGGAAUCACCCCGUUGUGUUACAGCCUCUUCGCCCUCUACGACCCCCAGGGCCGGGUCUGGCUCCCCCCAAACCACCAAUUCCAGGUGGGAAAAGACACCAACGUCCACCUGAUCUUCAGGAUGAGGUACUAUUUCCGGAACUGGCACGGGAUGAACGACCAGGAGCCGGCGGUUUAUCGGAAUGUGCCUCGUCCGGGAGAUUCCCUGGAGGAAAAACCCUCUGGAGGAGCUUUGCUGGACAGAUCCUCCUUCGAGUACCUGUUUGAGCAGGGAAAAUUCGAAUUCAUCCACGACGUCGCCUCCCUGAGGGAUUUCCGGAGCGAGCCCGAAAUCCAGAGGUUCAAGAACGAAAGCCUGGGAAUGGCUGUGCUCCACCUCUCCCACAUUGCCAUAAAAAAGGGCAUUUCCCUGGAGGAAGUGGCCCGGAAGUACAGCUUCAAGGAGUGCCUCCCGCGCUCCUUCCAGCGGCAGAUCCAGCAGAACAGCUUCCUGACGCGCUUCCGGAUGCGCAACGUCUUCCGGCGCUUCCUGCGGCGCUUCCAGCGGCACACGGUGGGCGCCGGGAAGCUCUCGGCGCGGGACGUCAUGUCCAAGUACCUGGCCACGCUGGAGCUGCUGGCGCCGCGCUUCGGGAGCGAGCUCUUCCCGGCCCUUUCCCUGGAGACGGCGACCGAGGGGGACAAGGGGCCGCUCUGCUCCAACGGGGCCCCCCCGGAGCCGGGACGGCCCCUGAUCCCGCGGGAUCCCCCCGUCACUCACCACGUCCUGGUCUCCGGCACCGCCGGCAUCCAGUGGCGCCCGGCGCCUCCGGAGAGCGCGGAGCCCUUCUCCCAGCGCGGCCAUUUCGGGAGGAAGGGCCGGAACAAGGAGCCGGAUCCCAAGGCCCCGGCGCGGCCCCCGGAGCCGAACGAGCCCCCCUGGUGCCACUUCUGCGACUUCCGGGAGAUCACCCACGUGGUGCUGAAGGAAUCCCGGAUCAGCAUCCACCGGCAGGACAACGAGUGCCUGGAGGUGACUCUCCCCUCCCCCGGGAUCGCCCUGUCCCUGGUGUCGCUGGUGGACGGAUAUUUCCGGCUCACGGCCGAUUCCAGCCAUUACCUGUGCCACGAUGUGGCCCCACCCCGGCUCCUCCUGAGCAUCCGCAAUGGGAUCCACGGGCCCAUGCAGGAGGAGUUUGUUUUUGCCAAGCUCCGCCGGGAAGAGCCAGAGGAAGGGCUCUACAUCCUCCGCUGGAGCGUCCUGGAUUUCAACCGGAUGAUCCUCUCCGUGGUCAAGAGGAGCCACCAGCAGGCUCCCGGAACGCCGGGAGCCUUCAAGUUCCGGCAGUUCCGGAUCCAGAAGAAGGGAGACUCCUUCGUGCUGGAAGGCUGGGAUCGGGAAUUCCCCACCCUGCGGGAGCUGCUGGACGUGCUCAAGGGCUGCACCCUCCGCUCCGGGGAGGAAAACUUCACGGUGAAGAGGUGCUGCCCCCCCAGACCGGGAGAGAUCUCGGACCUGCUGAUCACCAGGAAGGUGAAGGACAACGGGAAGCAGAUCCUGAACCUCACCCAGCUCAGCUUCCACCAGAUCCGCAAGAACGAGAUCACCCAGCGAGCCCACCUGGGCCAGGGCACCCGGACCAACAUCUACGACGGGGUCCUGAGUGUCUGCGGGAAUUCCGGGAACGACGACGAGGCCGAGUACUUUUCCACGGAGCAGAACAACAACAGCCGGGAGAUGCACGUGAUCCUCAAAGUCCUGGAUCCCGGUCACAGGGACAUCGCCCUGGCCUUCUUCGAGGCCGCCAGCCUGAUGAGCCAAGUGUCCCACGUCCACCUGGCCUUCGUGCACGGGGUCUGCGUGCGCGGGUCCGAGAAUAUCAUGGUGGAGGAGUUUGUGGAGCACGGCCCCCUGGAUGUGCUGCUGCGGAAGGAGAAGGGCCGGAUCUCUGUGGGCUGGAAAAUCACCGUGGCCAAACAGCUGGGAAGUGCCUUGAGCUACCUGGAGGAUAAAAACCUGGUGCAUGGGAAUGUGUGUGCCAAGAACAUCCUGCUGGCCAGGAAAGGGCUGGAAGACGGAUCUGCUCCCUUUGUGAAGCUCAGCGAUCCCGGGAUCAGCUUCACGGUGCUCUCCCGGGAAGAGCGCGUGGACCGGAUUCCCUGGAUCGCCCCGGAAUGUGUCCGGGAUGUGGGAAACCUCAGCACGGCCGCCGACAAGUGGAGUUUUGGGACGACCCUCCUGGAAAUCUGCUUCGACGCCGACGUCCCGCUGAAGGAACGAACCCCUUCCGAGAAGGAGCGGUUCUACGAGAAGCGGCUGCGGCUCCCGGAGCCGUCGUGCCGGGAAUUGGCCUCGCUCAUCUCGCAGUGCCUGGAUUACACCCCCGGGGAACGACCCUCCUUCCGCACCAUCCUCAGGGAUCUCACCCGGCUCCAGCCCCACAACCUCGUGAACGUGACGUCGGUGAAUCCCGACUUCCCGGUGUUGGAUCCCACCGUCUUCCAGAAGCGCUACCUGAAGAAAAUCCGGGAGCUGGGGGAGGGGCACUUUGGGAAGGUGGGGCUCUACUGCUACGACCCCACCAACGACGGCACCGGGGAGAUGGUGGCCGUGAAAUCCCUGAAAUCCGGGAGCAGCCCCGAGCUCCUGAGCAGCUGGAAGAGGGAAAUCCAGAUCCUCAAGACCCUCUACCACGAGAACAUCGUCAAGUACAAGGGCUGCUGCAGCGAGCAGGGGGACAAGGUGGUGCAGCUGAUCAUGGAAUACGUCCCCCUCGGGAGCCUCCGGGAAUUCCUUCCCAAGCACCCCCUGAGCCUCUCCCACAUCCUGCUCUUCGCCCGCCAGAUCUGCGAGGGCAUGGCCUACCUGCAUUCCCUGCACUACAUCCACCGGGAUUUGGCCGCCAGGAACGUGCUGCUGGAGAACGAGCACGUGGUGAAGAUCGGGGACUUCGGGCUGGCCAAGGCCGUCCCCGAGGGCCACGAGUACUACCGGGUGCGGGAGGACGGGGACAGCCCCGUGUUCUGGUACGCCCCCGAGUGUCUCAAGGAGUCCAAGUUCUACUACGGGUCCGACGUGUGGUCCUUCGGGGUGACCCUCUACGAGCUCCUGACCCGCUGCGAGCCCGGGAACAGCCCCCCCGCGAAAUUCCUGGAGCUGAUCGGAGCCACCCAAGGGCAGAUGACGGUGCUGAGGUUGGUCGAGCUCCUGGAGAGAGGGAAGAGGCUCCCGAUCCCGAAGGAUUGUCCGUGUGAGAUUUACCGGCUGAUGAAGAACUGCUGGGAAGCAGAAGCUUCUUUCCGCCCCUCCUUCCACAACCUCAUCCCAAUCCUCAAGAACUUCCAGGAGAAAUACCGGGCUCAGGCCCCCUCUGUCUUCAACCUCUGCUGAGACCCCCCAGAAUCCCACGGACCGGGGGGAAAACACCCCCCAAAACUCCAUGGAUUGGGGGGAGACCCCCUCAAAAAAAAUGGAGAGUGGAAGGACACCCCUAAAAAUUCCAUGGAAGGGGAAGGACAUAAAAAAAAAUUCAUGGAUGAGGGGAAAGACACUCAACAAAUUCCAUGGACUGGGGAAGAACACCCCAAAAAAUGCCCUGGAUGGGGGAAAACACCCCCAAAAAAAUGCCAUGGAUUGAGAGAACACCCCAAAAAAUUCCAUGGAGAGGUGGAGACACCCUAAAAAUGCCAUGGAUGGGGGGGAAACACCCCCAAAAAUUCCAUGGACUGGGGGAAGGACACCCCAAACAUUCCAUGGAUUGAGGAAAGAGCCAAAAAAAUUCCAUGGAGGGGGAAACACCCCUGGGGGGGCCACACGGACUCUGGAUUCCUGUUUUCCCAGCAGGAUGAGGAAAUUCUGGGAUGUGGAGACAGAGCAGCACCGAGGAGGGGGGAAUCCUCCCCCUCAAAAAAUUCCAGAUGCUUCCCCCCCCAAAAUACCAAACACUGUGAAUGAGACUGUGGGGACGAGGAUUUCUGGGAGAAGGCCUUGGAUUUCUGGGUGUGAUU
Chiroxiphia lanceolata (lance-tailed manakin) is the source of this 5074-nucleotide messenger RNA. RefSeq names its product tyrosine kinase 2 (gene TYK2). The transcript has 23 exons. Bases 312 to 4457 code for a protein of 1381 amino acids. The record is from RefSeq and is a predicted model, not a curated record. NCBI's taxonomy places the organism in Eukaryota, Metazoa, Chordata, Aves, Passeriformes, Pipridae. Gene Ontology annotation, biological process: intracellular signal transduction; cytokine-mediated signaling pathway; cell differentiation. Gene Ontology annotation, molecular function: non-membrane spanning protein tyrosine kinase activity; cytokine receptor binding; ATP binding. Gene Ontology annotation, cellular component: cytoskeleton; cytosol; membrane.